Molecule: messenger RNA, 2460 nt
Organism: Sorex fumeus (smoky shrew)
Lineage: Eukaryota; Metazoa; Chordata; Mammalia; Eulipotyphla; Soricidae
Gene: SLC49A4
Product: solute carrier family 49 member 4
Exons: 9
Coding region: 33-1418 (461 amino acids)
Cellular component (GO): membrane; intracellular membrane-bounded organelle
Source: RefSeq, a predicted model, not a curated record
AGGACGGCUGUGCCAACCCCGGCCGCGCAGCGAUGGGCUCGGGCUGGAGCGGCGAGGACGAGCGGCAGCCGCUGCUGGGCCCGGCGCCGCCCGCGGCCGGCACCCCGGGCCCCGGGCGGGUGUACGCGCGGCGCUGGCUGGUGCUGCUGCUCUUCUCGCUGCUGGGCUUCGCGCAGGGCCUGGUGUGGAACACCUGGGGCCCCAUCCAGAACUCGGCCUGCCAGGCCUACGGCUUCUCGAGCUGGGACAUCGCGCUGCUGGUGCUCUGGGGGCCCAUCGGCUUCCUGCCCUGCUUCGCCUUCAUGUGGCUGCUGGACAAGCGAGGUCUUCGGGUCACAGUGCUUCUGACGUCCUUCCUCAUGGUCCUGGGGACCGGCCUGAGAUGCAUACCCAUUUCAGACUUGACACUCAAAAGAAGACUGAUCCACGGAGGACAGCUGUUAAACGGUUUGGCAGGGCCCACUGUCAUGAAUGCAGCUCCCUUCCUCUCCACGACAUGGUUUUCUGCAGACGAACGUGCCACGGCCACAGCCAUUGCCUCCAUGCUCAGCUAUCUCGGUGGGGCGUGUGCAUUUUUGGUUGGGCCACUUGUUGUCCCAGCUCCAAAUGGGACAUCACCACUUCUUGCUUCAGAGAGUAGCAGGGCACACAUUAAAGAUCUCAUAGAGACUGUAUUAUACGCAGAAUUUGGAGUUGUCUGCUUGCUAUUUUCUGCGACACUAACUUAUUUCCCAUCCCGGCCUCCUCUUCCUCCCAGUGUUGCAGCAGCUAGUCAGAGGCUGAGUUAUCGGCGGAGCUUUUGCAGAUUAUUAAGCAAUUUGAGGUUUCUGAUGAUUGCUUUAGCAUAUGCCAUACCCCUUGGUGUAUUUGCCGGCUGGUCUGGAGUUCUGGAUUUGAUCUUAACACCAGUGCAUGUCAGCCAAGUAGAUGCUGGCUGGAUUGGAUUUUGGUCCAUAGUCGGAGGCUGCAUUGUUGGAAUAGCUAUAGCAAGGUUUGCAGAUUUUAUCAGGGGUAUGCUGAAACUAAUCCUUCUCCUCCUGUUUUCUGGGGCUACAUUAUCAUCCACGUGGUUUACCCUGACCUGUUUGAACAGCAUCACGCACCUACCUUUGACCACAGUGACCCUGUACGCAUCCUGCAUCCUCCUGGGAGUGUUCCUCAACAGCAGCAUCCCUAUAUUUUUCGAGCUCUUUGUGGAAACCGUCUACCCAGUUCCAGAAGGAAUUACUUGUGGAGUUGUCACGUUUUUAAGUAAUAUGUUCAUGGGAGUUCUUUUAUUUUUCCUCACAUUUUACCAUACAGAUCUGUCCUGGUUCAACUGGUGCCUUUCCGGGUCGUGCUUGCUCAGUCUCCUCCUCAUCCUGUGCUUCAGGGAAUCCUACGACAGACUCUAUCUCGAUGUGGUUGUAUCGGUUUAAUAGCACAGACUCGGAGUGUCGAGGGAGACCGGAAAUCCAUCCUGCGAACUGCACAUUUACUUGGCGCAUCAAACAUGACGAGGAACAAAGAAGAGGGAAGCACCUUUCAAUCAUCACAUCCAUGUAAUUGCUUCCAAGAAAUCUUAAUGCGGGACUUGAGUGAUAAGAGGGGAUUUUUAAACUCCAGACGUGACAUACCUGUGCCUGAUUUCGGGGUUCGGAGUUGUGAUGUUUUACACAGAAAUCACUACCUAAAUAAUACCUUCUGUGUUUUGUGCCAGUGUUCACCUACUGAUUGGAAAGUUGUAAUUAUGAAAGGAAAUAAAGCGUGUCUAAGACAUGAAGACAAUGCCUUCCCUAUGUCACAGAACAGAAUAGGAGGAAACGCCACUAACUUCUAAAGAAGUCUAAACCCUCUAGAGAUUCUGAUUCUAAAGUAGCCCAGAGGCGAUCUACGUUGAAAUUGGCCACCUGUACACUACAUUUUUCUAAUAAAGCCAUUUCUUAUAUGACUCCUUAUUUUUGAUUCGGUCAGAACUCUCUGGCCUUCUUUACUCUGGUGAACAAGUGCUUUCCAGGAACUUCGGAGCACGCUCUUCGUGUCUCAGUUUCAGCUUGACCUUGUUUUUGUGAAGUGCAGUUUUCUCUAUUAGCAUCUUAAAUAGUUAUAUUAAAGGUGACUAAAUGUUUAAUAUAGUUGUAUUCAAUAUUGUAUAAAUAAUGUAAUUCUGUUCUGAUUUAGCACUUUGUUAAAAGUGAAAUGAUACAUCACAUAGACUGUGUCUUUAUCCUCUCUAUAUAUGUAUAUAUACAUAUAUAUGUAAUUAUAUAAUGGCAUGGGAUGUAAAGUCCAUGGCCAGCUAUUAUUUACGCUAUUAUUUACCAGGGUUACAUUUUAUUUAAAUGACCCUUGUUUGAAAAUAAUUUAUAAAAUUGAAACUUUGAAAUCUGUGGAGUAAUUUCUGAGUUACCUUCUUGUAUUUCAAUUCAGAUUGUAAAAUACUCAAUUCUAUAUGGAGUUAAUAUAUUUGAGAGAGCAGUA